GGACUUUAUUUAGGCAUCAAGAUGUCAAGCAAUGUCAUUUCCCCUGGUCCUGGCAUUCUCUCUGAUGACGAAGAGACCCCGGUCUUUGAAUCCACUGCUGCUGACUGUGCUGCAGGAAUACGCAAAGAUCUUCUUUCAGAUUUUUCUGUCAUCUCGCCGGGUGUGGGACAUCCUUCGCAGAUCUUGCCAGAAGAAGGCAGUGAGAAAGUCUUGGUCUAUGUCAGGAUUAGACCUUUUGUGGAUGGGGAGCUAGAGAAAAAAGAGGACCAGGGCUGUGUUAAGGUGGAGAAUCAGGAGACCCUUGUGCUGCGAGCUCCUAAAGACUCUUUCACCAUGAAGAAUACAGAAAGAGGGAUGGGACAGAGUGUGCACAAAUUCACAUUCACUAAGAUUUUCGGACCAGAGGUGGAUCAGAAGCAAUUUUUUGACGGCACAAUGAGAGAUGUGGUUAAAGAUGCACUUAAUGGACAGAACUGGCUUGUUUACACAUAUGGGGUCACAAACUCUGGCAAAACCCACACAAUACAAGGGACUAGCAAGGAUGGUGGCAUUUUGCCGCGUUCUGUUGCUCUCAUCUUCAACAGUGCUCAAGAUCGCCUGUACAAGAGCUCUGAUCUCAAGCCACUUUCCAAUGAAGUCAUAUGGCUGGACAGCAAACAAGUGCGGCUAGAAGAGCUGAAGAAGACUUCCUUGCUCUCUACUGUGCGUGAGGAAGAUAUUUUGAUCCCCCUAAAAAACAGUGGUAGCAAUGAGUCUCAACUUUGUGCAGGCACAAGUCUCAGUUUUGACAGUGGCAUUGGUGGACUUUCUUCUACAAGUCAUGUCAACCAAACAAGCAUUCAGUUGGAAGAGUCCUGCUCACGCUUGGGUUACCAAGAUGUGAUCUCCCUCCAUGAGCCCGUUGAUGUUCAGUUCUCCAUCUGGGUGUCAUACUUUGAAAUCUAUAAUGAAUUUGUCUAUGACCUACUAGAACCAUUGCCUUCUGGUCCAAACCGUAAAAGAACCACAUUGAGGCUGUGUGAAGACAGGAAUGGAAAUCCUUAUGUAAAAGAUCUGAACUGGAUUAAUGUUCAAAGCGCUGACGAAGCCUGGAAAAUCCUGAGGGUGGGGAGGAAAAAUCAGAGUUUUGCAAGUACUCACAUGAACCAGAACUCCAGCCGUAGUCACAGCAUAUUUUCCAUUAGAAUCCUUCACCUACAGGGUAAAAAUGACAUGACGCCCAAGAUCAGCGAACUUUCUUUCUGUGAUUUGGCUGGGUCGGAGCGUUGCAAAGAUCAGAGAAGUGGAGAUCGUCUUAAAGAGGCAACCAACAUCAAUACUUCUCUUCAUACAUUAGGUCGCUGCAUCUCUGCGCUGAGAACUAACCAGCAACAAAAAUUGCGGCAGAAUAUGGUCCCAUUUAGAGACAGCAAGUUGACUCGCAUAUUCCAAGGAUUCUUCACUGGCCGUGGAAGGUCUUGUAUGAUUGUCAACAUUAAUCAGUGUGCUUCUACCUAUGAUGAGAGUCUGCACGCCAUGAAGUUCUCCGCCAUCGCAAGCCAGUUGGUCCAAGCUCCUCCAGUGAAAAUGAACCUUCGUUGCCUCCAGUCCCUCAUCAAGGAGGGCAGCGUCCUGGCCAAUCGCAGCUGCACAGAUGAUGAUACUGAAGAUUUAUCUGAUGGAGAUAGUGAUGAUGAAGCAGACAUAACAAUGUUUAAUAGAGAGGAGCUGUUGCAAGUUGUUGAAAGCAUAAAACAGCUUUUGGUGAAAGAGCGUCAAGAAAAGCUUACCUUGGAAAUGAAUAUCCGUAAGGAAGUCUGUAACGAGAUGAUGGAAAUGAUGCAGCAACAGAAGAAUCAAUAUAGUGAGCAUUUGGAAGAUGAAAAAGACCUGCUGGAGGAAAUGUACGAGGACCGCCUGGAGAACCUCAAAGAUUCUCUUACUAAUUAUUACAGGCGGGAAAUUGAGGAGCGAGAUGAGAGGAUUGAGGAGCUGGAAGCUGCCUUGGAGGAGUAUAAGUCUCAGUCUGAUAAAAAAGGAAAGUCCUCUAAAUGCAAAGAGGACAGCGCUCCCCUCAGAAGGUCCAAGAGGUUGGCGACAAGUGAUGAACCUGACCUGGACAGGUUGAAACAAGAGCUGCUAAUUGCGAAAACAGAGCUACAGUCCAAAAACGAGGAACUGGAAAGAUAUAAGAAAAUGCAAGAACCUCCUGUGUCUACCAGGCCGUUUACAGUUGAUGUGGACAGGAAGAUUAUAGAGGGACAGAAGUGUAAUGUUGUGCGCUCAUCUCACACGUGCACAGAAUAUCAGCACACAAGAGCUCUUUGGAAUGUGAGGCUGUUGCGAGGGGAGCUGCAGAAGUUCGGCGAUUCUCUGCAGCAGGUAGACCGGGCGUGCUGCCACACAACCGGAUCCGAGAAACUCCGGCACGCUCUGAAUACCUGCGAUGAAAUUCUCUCCAAGCAGGAAAAGGCUCUGGCUGAACUGCAGAACAAUAUGGUUCUUGUAAAAAUGGACCUGCGAAAAAAGACAGCCUGCCUUGCAGAGCAAUAUCACACAGUCCAGAAACUACAAGGAACACCCUCCAGUGUUAAACGCGUCUGCAAUAAUGAGAAUAUCCAGCCCAACCAAAGCACAGAGAAGAGGCCUUUCCUUCGCCACUUUAUGGGCAGGACCCCAGCUCAAAAGGGACUAGCGGAGAACGGCCCUUAUAGCCGGGUCCUGCGUGCACGCAGAUCUCCUACGCUAAAGACUAUUGCGUUUGGCACCAAGUUUUAAGUAUCCAAAACCACUGAUCGCUUGGGUUUUUACCUCCUUUGAUCUAUCGCUGCACUGCGAUGUUGACAGUAUCUGCAAUUGUCUUUUAUAUUCUGCUUAUGGUUUUUAUACACGUUGGUCUGCUCCGGCAAACACUUGUGUACAGCUGCACGGUUUGUAAGACACUAUGUGAACACAAUCUAUAGUAGUGAAAUUUAAGUAUUGUAUACAAAAGCUCUAUAUAAUAGCAGAACCACUACGGCCUGUCCAAAGUAAAGGGGUUGCUUGGCUUUGCUUCGGUGGUUUAAACCACAAACACCUAAUUCAAAGAAAGUGUUUAGUGUGUUUAAUCUUAAAAUACCUCUAAAAACUACGAAUGCUCACUGGCUGUUGUUUUGGCAUUCCAAGUAUUCUUGCAGUUUUGUAAAUACUUUUUUCUUUUUUUAAUCUGUUGCCUACAUUUACAUGACUAUGCAUAUAUUUUUUCUUCAUCCGGCUUCUAAAAGGGAACGUGUAAAGACAGCUCCUUUUUUCUCUUUUAACAUUUUAAAGAUUGAGAGAUUUUGGAAGCGGUUCUAUGGUUAUUUACUCGUGUGCAAUAUUCCUUGUGUAUGGUUAUAAGCGUUUGUAAUAAAUCUUGUACA
Molecule: messenger RNA, 3380 nt
Organism: Spea bombifrons (plains spadefoot toad)
Lineage: Eukaryota; Metazoa; Chordata; Amphibia; Anura; Pelobatidae
Gene: KIF20A
Product: kinesin family member 20A
Exons: 19
Coding region: 22-2757 (911 amino acids)
Biological process (GO): mitotic spindle assembly; microtubule-based movement
Cellular component (GO): spindle microtubule; nucleus
Molecular function (GO): microtubule binding; ATP binding; plus-end-directed microtubule motor activity
Source: RefSeq, a predicted model, not a curated record